Molecule: messenger RNA, 786 nt
Organism: Acanthosepion pharaonis
Lineage: Eukaryota; Metazoa; Mollusca; Cephalopoda; Sepiida; Sepiidae
Source: the annotation of a GenBank genome assembly
AUGUAUUUUCAUAUCUUUUAUACGUUAGAAUUUUUUCCUCGUUCUUUUCGGUUCUUCCUCCAUAAUUCGUUUUUUCCUCGUUCUAUUUCCUCGUUCUUUCCUCGUUCUUUCCUCGUUAACGUUCUGAUUCGUUCUUUCCUCGUUCUUUUCCUCGUUCUUUCCUAUUUUCCUCGUUCUGUUCUUUUCCAGGUUUUCCUCAACUCCCUCGUUCUUUCCUCGAUUCCUCGACCCUCAAAGGAUUCGUUCUUUCCAGUUAAUUUAGAUUAUUUCCAUUUCGUUCUUUUAUUUCCUCGUUCUUUUUUCCUCGUUCUUUCCUCGUUUCUUUUCUUUCCUCGUUUUUUCCUUAUUUUUCGUUCCUCGUACUUUAUCUCAUAUCCAAAUUCCAUCGUUCUUUCCAUCGUUCUUCCUCGUUCUUUUCAUUUUCUUUCCGUUCAUUUCUUUUCGUUCUUUCCUCGUUCUUUUCGUUCUUUUGUUCUCGUUCUUUCCUCGUUUUUCCUCGUUCUCCUCGUUUCUCGAAUUUUUUCUUUCCUCGUUCUUUCCCUCGUUCGUUCUUUUUCGUUCAAUACCGUAAAUUUAAUGUUCUUUCCACCACUGUUCUUGGCAAUCGUUCUUAAUCGUAUUUAUAUCGUUCUUUCCUCGUUCUUUCCUCGUUCUUUCCUCGUUCUUUCCUCGUUCUUUCCUCGUUCUUUCCUCGUUCUUUCCUCGUUCUUUCCUCGUUCUUUCCUCGUUCUUUCCUCGUUCUUUCCUCGUUCUUUCCUCGUUCUUUCCUCGUUCUUUUUUGAAUAA